AUGUUUUUUCUGUUGUUAUUCGUCUCCCUGUUGACAGCUAUAGCGAUCUAUGUUUGGCGAUUCUACGAGAACACGAAACGCUAUCCAAAAGGACCGCGGCCCUACCCUAUCGUGGGAAAUCUGCUUUCGCUAAAUAUUCGCAAAAUACACGAGGACUAUGAGAAAUAUUCCAAAAUAUAUGGCAGUAUAUUCACUGUUUGGUUACCAAGACCAUAUGUGGUUAUCACUGACUACGAACUUGUCAAAGAAGCGUUUUGCGAAAAAAGCACAGGAUGUUCCUCUUACACAUUAUGUCUAUCCAUCCAACAAGACGAGGUUAAUCUAAGAUGGCCAAUUCAGGUUUUCAUCGCGAAUAUCAUCAACAAAACGUUGUACGGCUUCAGUUACGAAUACGACAAUUGCGAUCGGUUAAUGAAAGUCGUUCAAGCAUUCAACACACUAUUUGAUGCAUCGAAAGACAACAAGUUGGCAUUGUUUGGCCAGUUGUUUCCAUUCAUUUAUGAGUUACCGGUGAUUGGAUACCUCGCCAAAGGACGUUUCGAAGAAUUUCUAGAAUUGCCGCGUCGAACUAUCAGAGAGGAUAUAGCGCGUGCUCUCAAAUCGUAUUCUGUAGACCAAGAACCUGAAUGCUUCGUGCAGGCCUAUUAUCAAAGGAUGCAAAGCAGUUCUCAUCUGAACCAGGAAAAUCUUCUGAAUGUCUGCAUGGACUUCUUUUUGGCUGGCAUGGAAACAACUUCAACAACUCUAAGAUGGAGCACUUUGUUUCUGGCAGCCAAUCCUGAUGUGCAGGACAAAAUACGUGCUGAGAUCUUAUCCGUAAUUGGUCGAGAAGGGAAGCCGACGUCAUCAGAGCGACCAAAAUUGCCCUACACA
Messenger RNA from Ostertagia ostertagi, 873 nucleotides. The record is from the annotation of a GenBank genome assembly. NCBI's taxonomy places the organism in Eukaryota, Metazoa, Nematoda, Chromadorea, Rhabditida, Trichostrongylidae.